This is a messenger RNA of Gopherus evgoodei (Goodes thornscrub tortoise), 721 nucleotides long. RefSeq names its product mycophenolic acid acyl-glucuronide esterase, mitochondrial-like. Gene Ontology annotation, biological process: protein depalmitoylation. Lineage: Eukaryota; Metazoa; Chordata; Testudines; Testudinidae. The coding region runs from base 292 to 678 and encodes 128 amino acids. Gene Ontology annotation, molecular function: palmitoyl-(protein) hydrolase activity; hydrolase activity, hydrolyzing O-glycosyl compounds. The transcript has a single exon. The record is from RefSeq and is a predicted model, not a curated record. Gene Ontology annotation, cellular component: mitochondrion.
GCUCCCAGUGAGCCCCCAGGCAUACGGGGAUCAAGUGAUUGCCCUUCCAGGCUGCUGCUGCUGAUGAUCUGUCUGGAGUCUCUCCCCUCCCUCUUUGGUUGGAACCAGAAAGGGGCUUGCCAUCCUGCUCGUGGGAUUAGCGGGAUGGGGUACCCUGACAGCCCAGGGUUUUGUGUAGCUUGUCAGGCCAAUAGCAUCCCAAAACUGGUACUGAUUGGUCUGUGCAUUUUCUGCCUGUGGGGGGUGUAGGUGAAGGGCGAAGUGGAGCAGACGGGAGUCUUUAACUACGUGAUGGCUGGGGCCAGGUCUGUGCUACUUAAGCGGGAGUUCUUUAUGGAGGCGGAGAAGCACAGUGUGCUGGGGCGCCCGUCCAUCCCCAUCAUCUGCCCCGUCCGGCUGCUCCAUGGCAUGCAGGACCAGCUCGUACCCUGGGGCAGGGCCGUGCAGGUGGCUGAGCAGCUGGAGAGCCAGGAUGUCCGCAUCACGCUGUUCAAAGAUGGGCAGCAUGCCCUGAAGGGAGCAGAGGAGGUGAAGGUGCUCUUGGGGAUGGUCAGGGACCUUGCAGAGAGCCUGCAGAGAGAGCUAGGCCUUGGAGAGAGACUGGAAGCCGCUAUGGGGACAGAGCCCGCUGAUGGGGCAGCGGUGACCAGACAAGGAGCCCUUUCUGGGCCCCACUGAACCUAGCCCCAUCUAAUCCAUUAGUGAAGAGAUUGCUUAGUGC